Symbiodinium necroappetens is the source of this 8022-nucleotide messenger RNA. NCBI's taxonomy places the organism in Eukaryota, Dinophyceae, Suessiales, Symbiodiniaceae. The record is from the annotation of a GenBank genome assembly.
GUGCUAGCAGCCGUGCUUCUAUGCUUCAGCUGCCCUCCAGCCGCUUUCAGCCCAGUGCCGCGCGGUGCCUUCAGAAGUUCCGGUGGCCAACUCCACACGAAGGCUUCGCGAGUGAUGGGCAGGAGCCAGGCCGAAGGGGCGCCUCAGCCGGAUCCGUUUGGUGGCUUCGGGGGCCACCACCGAGAGGGGCUUUUCACUGCGCUCGUGGCCGCUGCCUCCACUUUGGUCGUGUCAGCAAUUCAGGCGGUCACGCAGAUACAAUUGUGGGUCCCACCGUUCGGUGCCAUCGUCCUGAUAUUUGCUGCCGAGGCUGUCGCAGCAGCUAAGGCAGGGAAAAUCCUGUGCAGGAGGACAAUGUGGUCUCGUGGGCUGCGAGCCUGCAGUGGUGUUGCAGGUGCCUGCCUCUUCACCGUGGGGAUAUCGGAUCUGUUGGGCCACACUCCGGUGAUGCUGCGGGUGGUGGCCAUGUUUGCCGCAGCCUUUUCCAUGACCGUGAACCCCAGUGCAGGCUACUUCCCACCAGCAGGUGCUUUCUGUGCUAUCUACGUGGAGAAAGUCGUCACGCAUGGUCUCAGGCCAGGCCUCGGCUAUGCUUUCUUCCCCUGCGGCGUUGGGGUGGCCCUGCUCCUCAUCACGACGCGCCUGGUCACCUUCCUCAUGGCACAUCCGCUCUGGAAGAUGAAGAAGGUACAGACGAUUGUCGUUUUGUGGCUACGUCUUCUCACCGGACUUACCGCGGAAGAGGUGUACCGGCUUGAGGCUAAGCCUAUCCAAGAAAGUCCUGGCCAUCACUCGCUGAGCUCGAGGGCGAUACUGGGCGGCCGGACAAUGCUCCUCCGAUCGCACCUCAAGAGACAGAAUAGGCAGUGUGCUUACAAGCCCGACAUGCGAGAGACCCGCUUGGGCGCUAGACAGGAUCGCGUCCGAUGGCCCGAGUGGAAGUACGAUGUCAACACCGGCGCUUUGUACUGCAACAGCGAGACCUUGGCUCUUCUGCUGCCAAAUAUCCUCGACAUCGACAUCUUCAUGGCUCUGGCAUCGGCUAGGAGUGUGCACAGGCAAAUCUUCAAUUCCUUGGCUAUCAAGGCAGCCGUGCACUGUCUGUGGAUCGAGCUGAUCAGUGGCCCGGCACUGGGCAGUGUUAUGAGCGGCCCAAGUGCUACCACUGGCGUGAAUGUUCCAGGUCAGGGGACGGCUCCUUUACUGAACGGAGUCCAAGGCCCGGUGAGGGAGUUGGAUUUGGAUGGUGAGGUUUUUAAUGACUACUUCUUCGAGUACACCGAGUGUGCAGGCCUAGAACAGGUGUCUGUGACGCUGGCCGGGGAUGGUCGACAGAAUUGGUAUCGAACCCGUGGAGGCACACUUGUUGCACUUCAGUUGAUUGAGGAGUUAGAGGCGAGCAAGCUGAAGGAGCUUGAGACACAGGUCCACACUUUGGAGUGGAAAUUGACGGAGGUUGAGAAGCCACUUGACCCAACGACUGCUCUUAGGCAGUAUGGAAAGACUGGAAGUAGAAGGGAUGCCCUUAUGGCAGUUUUCUCGCAGCCCUAUUUAAGAGAGGUUCCACUUGAAGUGAAGUUGAGGUUAGUUGAGGAAAUACCCAGGAAGGGAGGCGCAGAAGGAAAAGGGCUUCUUAAGAGGCUUCCCUUGCCCCGAGCCGCGAGGAGGUCAUUGUUAGCAUCUCACCGGUGGAUUGUUCAGUUGUGUGGUGGACGAGAUGUUCCACAGGACCCUGUAAGAGUUCUGGGAAAGGCCAACGGUUGUGAGGUUGUGCAGAUUGAUCUUUUAAGAAAGGGCGGCAAGGGUUGGGAUCUAACCAAGCCCGAAGGGGUUUGGUCUGUCCUCUUGUGGGCAGCCAUAGAGGGGAGAAUUGCAUGUAUAACCUCCUCGGCGCCGAGACGCACCUGGCUAUCUUCGACUAAGGACCGAGGUGAGGAGCAACAGCAUGGUUCAGGGUUCUGGAGUUCGGAUGUCGGUGAUGAAAGGGUAUUCAAGGAAACCUUGUUGUUGGUUCAGGAUAUGUUUUUGUGGUCGCUCGCUUCAGUUUUCAGGGGUGGAGGGAUACCCCUGAUAAAGGAGUUCUGUUCUGGAAACGAUAGGGAGAUGAACGGAAAGGGUUUCUGGAACACUGAUUCAUGGCACAAUUUUGAGCGAUGGGCAGGUGUCAAGGCGGGUCAGGUACCCGUUCAUGCGGAUGGACAAGAGAAUGCCUUUCAUGUGUUUGUCGGAACUAAUCUUGAUCUCCCAGGAAUGAAGCCUGUAGGAGGGUCCGGGUGUAAAGGGUCUACCGGAAACUGGCCCCUUGGUUUUAGGGCUAUGAUUGGGAAGGCAUUAACGGGGACCCUUCCAGUUGAGAGUCUUGAGGUUCUUGAUGAGAGAAUUUCGGAAGGGUUAAGAAUCUCAGUUGGAGCGAAGUAUGCCGCUGGAGCAAUAAGGGCAGCGGAGCGUGAUCUCUCUCCUGCUGAAGUUGAGGGCUGGAAAGCCCAUAUAGCCCAUGGGCAUGUCCCUUACAGGAGGGAUUGUCUUCAUUGUGUGCAGGGUUCUGGUCUGGGAAUACAACAUAGGAGAAUUAAACAUCCUUCCUCCUACUCCUUGAGUAUCGACCUUUUCGGUCCGAUGACUACAAGUGAAAAGGGCCAAGACGAGGAAGCGGUGUCAGGAAUAGCUCAAAUUAAGUAUGGCUUGAUGGGUGCGUUUAGGGUACCAAGGGAAGUAUUGAAAAGGGAAAAGGGUGAAGGUCUUGAGCCGGAUUCAAAGGAUAACGAGGCUGAACCUAUGGAACCACUUGAGGACCUUGCUGAAUAUGAACCCUCCUUACCUGAUGAAGGGAUAGGAUUGGGUUCCCCUGUUCUUGAGGAUAUAGAAGAUUUGUUUGAGUCGUCAGAAGCUGGAGCGCGGGCCUUUGCUUUACAUGACGAUUCAGAGGAUCCUUUACCGUGGAAGGAUGAGAAGAUUCCUACAAAUGAGGAGGAGCUUCAGGAGUAUCUUAAAGGGUUGAGGGUGCCACCAGAUCAGGCUGUGUUACGUUUUUUCAUCGGCCUCAAGUCGAAGACGGGGAUUGAUGUUACCUCGGGUAUUCAGAAGAUGAUAUUGACGAUUAUGAAGCAGUUUCCAGUGAGGAAUCUGCAUUGCGACCCGGGAACUGAAUUCACGUCGGAUGUUUUGAAGAGGUGGUUAUCGGACCAGAAGAUCACCCUGCAGCAUCCUCUACCAGCAGAUAAACAGGCCAACGGGCUGGCGGAGAGGACGAUUGGCUGGAGUAAGGCGCGGGCUCGUACGCUACUGAGUGCUACAGGAGUGCCUACUCAGUUUUGGCCACUGGCGAUCCGCUACGCUUGUGAAACGCACAAUAGAGUUGAAAGAGGAGAACCACCCCUCCCGGCGUUUGGACAACAAGUAUUUCACAAACUUAAGAGAACCCCGACUUCUACGAAGGAGCUUAUGAGGAGGUGGGUUAUGACGAGGUACUUAGCCCCUCACCUAACGGUACCAGGAGGUCAUGUGCUUCUUACUGACCAAGGAACACUUGUGGCUUCGAAAGGGUUCAGAGUUGGGUUGGUUGAUCCCGAGAUUAUAGAACAGGCUAGACCACCUCCCCUACAAGAACUCGAGACUGAGGAAGAUGAGGCAGAGGAUCUUCUUGAAGGGGUACCCGGGGUUCCAUUGAAAAGGGUUAGGGGGAAAACUUCGGUCAAGACGGUUGAGUUUGAGGAUUUCGGAAGUGAAGAGUUGGAAGGUAUCUCUUGGAGGUUGAUUCAGGAGGAGGAUUACUCGCAACAGGGCUUUAGUAUUGUGGCGCGGAAGCUACAACAGUGUGAGGCAGCGGCGAGCGGUGGACGCAAGGUUGACCUUGGGGAAAGGUUUGUAUUUGGAGCUUAUUGUCAUGGAGGACUACGAGGGAUAACCUCUUUGACGACUCGGCGUCCUUGGACAGCUAGCUAUUUCACAGGCUAUUUGAGGAGGCACUGUGAGUGUAGAGAAGAUGCAAGAUGGUCGUCCAUCAUGCUCAUGAAUGCUUCAGAGGUUGAGCCUCAUCGGGAUUUCAGGAAUGAGUGGGGAACCAAGAAUUUUGUUGUGUAUGUUCCAGGUGGUUUUGAGCUUCGAGUUGCUUCAGAUCAGGAGGAGAAAGUGGCGGUUCAGGGUUUGGGUGAUAAGGCUGUUUCGUUUGAUCCAAGGAAAGUUCACAGUGUCAGGUGUGACCCUGGAUGGUUUUUGGCCGCAUAUACUCCUCUGGGAGCAAGUAAAAUUGAGUUUGAAAAGAAAGAGGUGCUGUGCAACCUCGGCUUUGGUUUCUUUGAGAAAGGCUUUGAUGCACGCGUAUGUGUUGUGUCUUCUAAUGACGUAGGGUCCUCGAGUGAUAACCAGACCGAUCCCAGAGGGGAAGGUUCAGGUAGGGACCCUGGUCGAGUAGAUUUGACCAUUGAUGAGCAACCAGACAGCGUUACGCCGCUUAUUGGUUGGGAUUUAACUAGAGGAGAUGAACCUCCUACUGUGUUUGAGGAGGUUGAUCUAGCAGCUUACCUUGAAGAGCGAGGUGUAGCUAGUGAACUUGGAAGGCUGGCUGAGAUUGGGGUUCAGGAGGCGGUUGAUCUGCAGUUUCUCUAUCUUGAGGACCUUGUAGAGGCUGGAAUUCCAGAAGUGAGUGCUAGACGAAUCAUGUUUGGGGUUCAUCCUGAAGGAACUGUAAGGCCAGAUGAACCAUCCAAUUGUGCCCUAAGGACGGGGGAAGUGAGGCUUUUUGAUCGUGCUCAAAGACAGAUUCCUUGGGUGAUUCAGAAUAGGACCCUGGAUUUCAGUCGACCUCCCCCGCCAGUUCAGGGAAUAGGGAUGAAUGAGGAUCUUGAGGUGCACCCUCACCCAGGGCACGAGUUGUUUUGGGGACCCAACGGGCCAGUUGACUUCGAUGGAGGAACCGAGCAUGAACCACCAGCUCCCACUGAGAUCAACCCCGAUCUUCCAGAGGAAUCCACUGCAUCACGGGUCAUACCAAUGGUUGUAGACAGUUCGAAUGAUCCACCUUGCGGUUCGGAUGAAGUUCCAUACUCAGUGAGUUUCUCUAAGUUUGCGUUUAAUAAUACCACUGAGGAAAUGAUGAGGUUACAGUCAAUAUGGGAUGCUUUUGAUGAGGAGGAGACUCAGUAUGAGACUCAUGUUUCUUCUGGGUCGCAUCAGGCUCAGGAGGAGGUUGUUGGGUCAAAUGAGGCCCUGGGCACUGGAGAGCAAGUUUCUGGUGUGGUUGGCGUAGAGCCAGAACAUUCUAGUCCCGCUGAGAUCACCGAUCUUCCGGAGGAAUCCACUGCAUCACGGGUCCAUGGGUAUAGCUGUAGGGCUUUUGUCGUGGGGGGGGUCGUUGAUGGCGUAGAAUCUUCUCCAGGUCAGUCAUGUGAAGGUGGGACGUCAAGUGAGGGAAGCCAGGUAAUAGGAGUUCCGGUAGCUAACCCCAUUGCCGUCUUUGCUGAGGGCGUUAGGGUACAGGAUUGGAAGAAUGAAGAUGCUUGUGAUCUUGGGGUUAAGAAGGUUGAUGAUUCCUUUUUUACUCCAAAUGUUGAGGCUUUGCUCAGUGAGCUAAAGGCACCAUUGAAGGUUGUACAUAACGUUUCUCCCUCAGAAGUUAGGCUGUCCCUUGAAAAAUGGAAGCAAGCAGCCCUCACCGAAGUUACAGCGUUGGAGGGUAUGAAUGCCAUAGUCCGACUAAAGGGACCAGAGGCUGCGAAGGAAGCGCAAAUUCCAGGAACUCAAGUGUUACCGGCCAAAACAGUCUUUACAGUCAAGCCAGGCUCUGGAGACAACUACUUUAGAAGGAAGUGUCGGGUUGUUGGCUGUGGUAAUUUUGAGGAAAGGGGAUCGGAUUUGGAUUUAUAUGCCGGGGGUAUACCGGCUGAUGCGCUACGUGCAUUGCUUAUUGAGGCUUCUUCUCGUGGGUAUUUGGCGUUUGUCCUUGAUGUAUGUAAUGCUUUUCUGUUGGCUCCUAUACCGGAGGGAGCUAAGAAUCGUAUAUUACUACGUCCCCCGCGUAUUCUGGAGCAGAUGCAGAUUACCGCAGAGGGAGAACUUUGGCGCAUUGAGCGCGCUGUAUACGGAUUGAGGCAGAGUCCCAAAUGGUGGGGUGAUUUCCGUGACAAUAAAUUGAGGACUUCAUCUUGGAUUGGUGAUAAAGGAAGGACUCGGUUUGUUCAGUCUGCAGUCGAGGGAAAUGUCUGGAAGAUCACUACCGAGUCGGGCGAAGUGGUAGGGUUCGCAAUUAUCUAUGUCGAUGAUAUUAUGCUGUUGAGUACUCAGUCUGAAGCUGAGAAGGCUUACAGCUGGAUAAGGGAGCAGUGGAAGUGUACUCCUCUGCAACGGGCUGAGGAAGGUCAGCCCGUGACGUUCCUUGGAGUGGAUGUUUAUAUGGGGCGAGACGAUCAAGGCAACACUGGAUUCAUGUUAUGCCAGAGUGGAUAUAUCCAAGAACUGCUGAGGUGCUAUUCCAUAGCACCAAAGAUCCGAGCGGCACCUGUGCCAAAGGAAUGGUUCAAGGACAUGCCUGAAGCCGAGAACUAUACACAAGAGGAGCUGCGGAACGCUCAGAAGAUAACAGGGGAACUGUUGUGGGUCACGCAGCGAUCGAGAGCAGAUCUGGCUUACGCUGUGGCGUUGAUGGGUUCGUGGACGGUGCGAGCACCGAAGGUGGUGAGAAAAGUUGGUAUGCGCCUACUGGAAUAUUUGGGUGCUACUUGUGAUUACAAGUUGUCAUUGAUUCCAACUGCCAAUGCCUAUGAGGGCGUGACUGUCUUCUCUGAUGCAUCCUUUGCUCCGUACGGCUGCAACUCGGUAACCGGUGUCCUGGUGACAUUCAGGAACAGGGCUGUGUUGUGGAAGGGGAAAAGACAAGGGUUGAUUUCCCUUUCAACGGCAGAAGCAGAGCUUAUUGCAGGGUGUGAGGCAGUAGUGCUAGCUCAGAGUUGCGAAGCGCUUCUUAAUGAUUUGUGUGGAAGGUUGGAAGUUAAACGGUUGCAGGUCGAUAACCUUGCUGCUAUAGUGAUAGCAGAAGGGGGUGGGUCGCAGAGAACGCGACACCUACGGGUGCGAGCAAACUUCGUUAAGGAUCUCCUUGAUCGGAAUGAAAUCAGGGUAGAGCACUGCCCAGGGGAUGUUCAACUUGCAGAUAUCUUUACUAAAAUACUCCCUGGAUCUAGGCAUGAGUAUUUGAGCAGAUUGAUUGGGCUUGGUCCGGAGGUAGUUAGUUCCAAGGUAGCAGCCGUGACAGCCAGGGCGAGUCAGAACCCGACAUCCUUGCACCGUGCUGCGAAGGCAUUGAUGGUGAUGAUUAUCUUGCAGCAGGUAUUGGAGUGUGAAUCUGUUAAUGAUGAUGAAGAAGGGGGUGAGCCCCUGAACAUUGAUCUUUAUGUACUGGUUUUAUUGUUGACCUUCAGUGUUCUGUUUGUCUGGGAAUCAGGAAAGUACUGUUUGAGUGGUGUGUGCCGUAGGAAUGUUGAUGUUGAACCCAGUGUUAGAAUGGUUAAUGAUGAGGAUGAUGAAUCCCGACUUAGACGAGGCAGAAGGCAGGAGGCAGUCAGGAGGGCAAUUGAAAAGGAAUCUGAAGGGCUUAGGAAGCGUUUGGGUAGAGAAGAGGGAUUUGAAGUAGCCCCUCCUCUAGUUACUGUACAGGUAGGCUCAAAUGCUACUCCUUUAGCUCCACCUCCACCUCCACCGAUUCCUCCGGAUCCACCAGUUGAGUACAGGACUGGAUUUAUGUCCUGUACCAAGUCCCAGUCCGGUGCUAGCUCCUCCACAGCCAUCGAGGGUGGUUACGCAGCUAGCUCUGGGAACCGAAGAGAGGUAGCAACACAGACCGACGGUCCAAGGGGAUUGUCACAUGAGGAGAUGUGCGGGCUAGAAAUGAUAACCUCUAGCUCUAAGAUUCCAGGAGCCUUGCACAUCUUUCCCGACUGUCAUGCGUUGAGGAACGUUUCAAGUACUAAUAGGCGUAUGAUUUGCAAGUACUGUUUGAACUCCUUAAGACACCGGCACUCUGUUGGUUGA